Cynoglossus semilaevis (tongue sole) is the source of this 683-nucleotide messenger RNA. Its product is annotated as 60S ribosomal protein L4-B-like. Lineage: Eukaryota; Metazoa; Chordata; Actinopteri; Pleuronectiformes; Cynoglossidae. Gene Ontology annotation, cellular component: ribosome. The coding region runs from base 1 to 636 and encodes 211 amino acids. The record is from RefSeq and is a predicted model, not a curated record. Gene Ontology annotation, biological process: translation. Gene Ontology annotation, molecular function: structural constituent of ribosome. The transcript has 7 exons.
AUGGCCCUGCACAACCAUUUUGAGAACUUAAGAACUGUAACAUUUAACUUAAGGUUUGAUAUUUUCUUCCAGGUCUACGCCUANCAGCGCAUGCGUGCUGGCAAAGGUAAAAUGAGAAACCGUUGUCACAUCCAGCGUAAAGGGCCAUGUGUCAUCUACAACCAAGACGCAGGAAUUGUCAAAGCCUUCAGAAAUAUUCCAGGCAUCACUCUGCAGAACGUGAACAAACUGAACCUCUUGAGACUCGCUCCUGGUGGUCACGUGGGGCGCUUCUGCAUCUGGACAGAGAGUGCUUUCCGCAAGUUGGAUGACCUUUAUGGCACUUGGCGCAAACCAGCCACCCUUAAAAAUGGCUACAACCUGCCAAUGCACAAGAUGACCAACACCGACCUGGGCAGGAUUCUCAAGAGUCAGGAGAUCCAGAAAGUACUCCGUGCUCCCAGUAAGAAGCUCAACCGCAGAGUACUAAAGAAGAACCCUCUGAAGAACCUGAGGAUUAUGCUCAAACUGAACCCUUAUGCCAAGACAGCAAGACGUCAUGCCAUCCUCAAGCAUGACCCCACGAUCAAGGCCAAGAUGCUGAAGUCCAAGAAGAAGCCCAAGAAGAAGAGAGCACCUAAGAAAACUACAGCAUAAAUACACAGACUGGAGUUCAGUUAUAAAUAAAUCUGUGGAUUCAAGUU